Molecule: messenger RNA, 984 nt
Organism: Bombus impatiens (common eastern bumble bee)
Lineage: Eukaryota; Metazoa; Arthropoda; Insecta; Hymenoptera; Apidae
Gene: mtSSB
Product: single-stranded DNA-binding protein, mitochondrial
Exons: 5
Coding region: 121-543 (140 amino acids)
Biological process (GO): mitochondrial DNA replication; positive regulation of helicase activity
Cellular component (GO): mitochondrial nucleoid
Molecular function (GO): single-stranded DNA binding
Source: RefSeq, a predicted model, not a curated record
UCGCCCCCUCCCUCCUGGUGUUAUUAAUGCACAUGUGUGAAACGUAGUUUUUCGGAGAGUAUUAGAUUUAUUUCUCGUUUCAGUGCGUUAUAUCGUUUCAUCUUAUACAAAAUAGUAAAAAUGUUUCGGCAGGUUGUCCCGCGAAUAGUACAAAAUCUCCGAAUAAUUGAAAAAAGACAAUUAUGUACUAAUUUUAACGAGAAUAUGAAACUAGAAAAAACUAUAAAUCAAGUUUCCCUAUUGGGAAGAGCAGGAGGUGAAGCGCAAAAAAGAGGUAGCGAAGAACAUCCUGUUGUUAUAUUUUCUCUUGCCACGCAUACCAACUAUAAGUAUACGAAUGGUGAUUUCGUACAACGGACAGACUGGCAUAGGAUAUGUAUUUUUAAACCAGGUUUACGCGACACUGUUUUAAAUUAUUUGAAAAAAGGACAAAGAGUAUACGUCUUAGGAAAAAUAAGUUACGGGGAAUUUAAAGACGAAGAUGGUGCUACGAGGUCGAGUACUAGCAUAAUAGCGGAUGAUAUAAUAUUCUUCCAGAUUUAAACUAUUAUUACAUUGCUCGUCCACUUGUAAUGAGUUAUACAAUAAACAGUUUGUAAUUUUCUAAAAUUGUACAGAUUUUAUUUUCUACAAAGUUUGUAAAUAGAAAUGAAAUAUAAACUUUGUUGGCAAAUUGUAAGGGAAGGGGAUUGUAAAUGCUGGGAGAUAAAAGAAUUUUCCAGGAUAUCGAUGCUCUUUAAAAAUUCUACAACACAUGCGUGAUACACAUGUAUAUGAUAUAUUUCUAAAGAUAAUAUGACAAUCCGAACUAAGAUCGUAAUCGAGAUCGAGACAUGGAUUUUUGCAUUGCAUAGGGUAUAUUCUUUUUGGAGCGUCCAUUUUUAGAGUGAGAUGUACAUUCGUAUGUAACCAUGUGUGUAUAACGUUUAUGGAUUGACACGUAAGUCUAGUACUUACGAAUAAAUAAUUUUUAGAUACAAUCAC